Messenger RNA from Symbiodinium sp. CCMP2456, 3012 nucleotides. The record is from the annotation of a GenBank genome assembly. NCBI's taxonomy places the organism in Eukaryota, Dinophyceae, Suessiales, Symbiodiniaceae.
GGGGAGGCAGCAGAUUUCGAGAAGGUCGUGGAAGAGACCCAAGCCAAGCGGGACAAGCUCCUUGGUGCCAUUGGAAAUCUGGCCGCAACCUCGUUGCUCCGUGUGCCUAUUGUGACCACGCCAGCGCGGCAAGAGAAAGCCGCAGAGUCUCACCAUACCGUGCUGCCAAAGGUCCACGACACCGUUCCCGUCUCUCAAGAUGAGGACAAGGACAACAAGGCGCGGGCGAAGGUCUUGUGCAGGGAUGCCAUGAAGCUUGCUUUCCUGGUGGUUGCUACCUGGGGAGUUCCUCGCAGCUUCGAGGGCAAGACCUACCAGGCAAACGGCUUCCGGCCGCACUUCGAGCUGCUCGAGAUGAUCGGUGCCGUCGAGUUCGACGCCGGGCUUGAGGUUGCCGGCCACCGGGGCUACUUCUUGUCGGGCCCCGGUGUGCUGCUGAACCAGGCGUUGAUCAACUAUGGUCUGGCCUUCCUCUCGCAGCGCGGCUACACGCCCCUGCAGCCGCCCUUCUUCAUGAAGAAGGAUCUGAUGGCCAAAACGGCUGAGUUGGCAGACUAUGACGAUGUCUUGUACAAGGUCAUUGAAGACAAGGAGCAUCCCGAGCUGGACAAGUACCUCAUCGCUACCUCGGAGCAGCCAAUCUCCGCGUUCCAUCGAGGUCAGACGAUCGACAAGACCCGCUUCCCGCUCCGCUACGUCGGCUACUCGUCCUGCUUCCGCAGGGAAGCCGGGAGCAGCGGUCGGGAUAUUCGCGGGAUCUUCCGGGUUCACCAGUUCGAGAAGAUCGAACAGUUCGUGCUUACCGAUCCAGAGAAGUCUUGGGAGGAGCACGAGUCCAUGAUCGCCAUGGCACAGGAGUUCUACCAGAGCCUGGGCAUUCCAUAUCGAACCGUGGCCAUCGUUUCUGGGGAGCUGAACAACGCAGCUGCCAAGAAGUACGAUCUAGAAGGAUGGUUCCCAGGCGACAACGAGGGGAAGGGCAAGUACAGAGAGCUGGUGUCUUGCUCGAACUGCCUGGACUACCAGGCCCGGGCGAUGCAGACCAAGUUCGGCUACCGGCCAGAGGACCCGUUUUGCCACAUGCUCAACAGCACGCUCUGCGCGACGGAACGAGCCCUGUGCAGCAUUGUUGAGAACUACCAGGAGCAGGACGGCGUGCGAGUCCCUCGUGCCUUGGUUCCUUUCCUGCUGGGCCAGGAGUUCUUCCCUUUCGUGAAGACGGUCAAAGAAGAGCGACCUGCCGCGAAGGGCAAGGUGUACGAGGAAAGGCUCUGUUUCAAGGGCUUCGAAGCCUACCGGCUUGCAAUGGUGGUCGGUGACAGGCCUCCCCAGAAAUCGGUAGGAGGGCAGGAUCUCGCCGGCCUCAUCCCUCCUAGAGCCAUUGCUGUGCCAGGGAGGAGUCGGGUUCAAUUGGUUUGCAGUAUCCUCGCCACGUCCACGCUGGAUGCCAUGUUCUCGAAUCUGGACUUGCGGAGCAUGCGCUCCCUGCAGUCGCAGUCGCGAUCCCAGCAGCGGCUGCUAAAGUCACAGGCAUCUUUGCGGCAGAGGGCUUUGGCAUCCCAACCCGUAAGCAGCCACCAGAUCAGUGGCGCCCGGAAGGAAAUACCAGAGAACGAGGUAGAUGUCCUGAGCCGUCUGACUUUGGAAGAGCUGCAGCAGCUCGUGACAUCGCCGCCGGUUCUGGACGAAGGCGACUACCAGGCCAAGUUGACCCUUCUGAGCCCCAGCCGGGUGCCGCUAGCAUCCAGCGGUCCCAUUCAUCCACAGUGGGUCCAAGUUCACGUCUACAACCUCAGCGAGAAUUUCGUCGGUGCCAACCAGAUGUUGGCCUUUGCCGAAAGCGGCCCCGCCUUAGGCGGCGCAUUCCACGUGGGUGUGGAGGUGUUCGGAGCCGAGUGGUCUUAUGGAGUCUAUGGCAUCGCUUGCGAUCCGCCGCGUUCAGAGACGGCGCACGUCUACGAGUGCAGCGUUUACGUAGGCUCGACAGUCAAGAGCCAGAUGGAAGUUGCCGACAUCCUCCAUACGCUCUGCCAAGAAUGGCGUGGACAGGACUACGAUGUCUUGAGUCACAAUUGCUGCAGCUUUGGGCGAAGGUUCGUCGAAGCGCUUGGCGUGGGACCCAUGCCGGACUGGGUCGACCGCUUCGCGCGGACGCUGCAUGGGGCAAGGGCCGGGCUCCAGGCUGGGGGCCACGCCUUGGCGCGCUACGGUCAGCACGCCGGUGAUCGCUUGCAAAAGGUCGUGCUCGAGGACGUUCCGGUUCUCUACCGAGUGGCGAGACCCCACGUCGAGCGAGCCAUCGUGCAGACGCAGGUGUAUGUCGUGGAGAAGGGGACGCAGGCCGGGCAGGUGAUCCACAAGGCCGUGGUGCACGAUGUGCCCGUGAUGGUCGAGACCGGUGUAGAGACCGCGCGCCCGUAUGUCCAGCAGGCCGGGCAGGCUAUCCACAAAGUCGUUUGGCAUGACGUGCCGGUGAUGUAUGAAACGGCACGGCCAUAUGUGGAGGAGGCCGCCCGCGCAGCGCACAGGGCCGUGGCCGAGGAGGCCCCGAAGGCCAUCGAGGCCGUGAGGCCCCACGUGGAGCGGGCCGUGACGAAUGCAUGGCAUCACACGAGCUCUGCGGUCCAGACAGCAGGAGAUGUCAUCAGCCAGCAUGCGCAGACGGCAGCUGCCAAUGUGGCUAUUGCUGCUGAGGCGGUUCAGGAGCAGCUCUUCGGAAGCGCCAGCAGCUCCAGCAAAAGCAGCCGGAGCAGUAGCCCGAGCCCGGAAAAGCCGGAGGCCGCUUUGGAGACGAGGAAGCCGGACGCUCCCACAAGAUCCGAAACGACUGUCCAGGUUCUCACUGCGCCGAUUGAGCCAGGAUUCAGGCCGCGGACGCAGUCGCAGAUCGUGUACCCGGUCAGGGCGCCGCAGAUGGCCCCGCCGAUGCGCAUGCCUGCCCCAGCCGCCCAGGCGGCUUACGUGAUGCCAGCACAGGCCUCAUGGCAGCCAGUGACAAGGCGAUUCCCCUAA